Erinaceus europaeus (western European hedgehog) is the source of this 1426-nucleotide messenger RNA. Its product is annotated as retrotransposon Gag-like protein 8. NCBI's taxonomy places the organism in Eukaryota, Metazoa, Chordata, Mammalia, Eulipotyphla, Erinaceidae. The transcript has a single exon. The record is from RefSeq and is a predicted model, not a curated record. The coding region runs from base 153 to 494 and encodes 113 amino acids.
AGGCACGCACAUACGCUCCGCCUCGCCCCCUCUACUCCCACCUGCCCUCUAGUCACAAGUUCCAGUCCGGCAAACCCUGUGGCUGUCUGCCAGCAGCCAGCAGGCAGCGGGGAGAAGGCAGCGUCCAGCAGGCAGCGCUAAACCGUAGCGCCAUGGACGGGCGGGUGCAGCUCAUCAAGGCCCUGCUGGCUCUUCCCAUCCGGCCUCAGACGCGCCGCUGGAGGAACCCCAUCCCCUUCCCCGAGCUGUUCGACGGCGACACCGACCGCCUGCCCGAGUUCAUCGUGCAGACGGGCGCCUACAUGCUGGUGGACGAGAACGUGUUCACCAGCGACGCGCUGAAGGUGACGUUCCUCAUCACCCGCCUCACGGGCCGCGCCCUGCAGUGGGUGAUCCCCUACAUCCGGAAGAAGAGCCCCCUGCUCAACGACUACCGCGGCUUCCUGGCCGAGAUGAAGCGGGUCUUCGGCUGGGUGGAGGACGAGGACUUCUAGGCCGCCGGACACGCCUGCCCGACCGCCCGGGAGGGAGUCCAGGAGUCCCGGAGCUCUGCGGGCGGCAGCUUGGCCGCGUCCUGGUCCCCGUGGCCGGAUCGCCCCAGCUGCUGCCUCCAGCUGCCGCCGCCGCAGCCCGCGCUGCCCCCAACACCCUCACCUGCCAGUUGAGUCUCCCUGCUGGGCUUCCUUUGUUCAGGAGGAGGCGCCUCUCCCUCCCACCCUCCCUUCCUCCUACCAGCCCUCCAUCCCUCCUGGCUCCUCUGGUCUCCCUGCUCCCCUCCCUCCCUCCUUGCUUCUAGCUCACUGCGUGCUACUGAGGCCUGUAGACCCUCCUGCGGAGCCCAUUGUCCUGCAGCCUUCUGAAGUGACUUUGUAGGCUCUGAGUGCCCAGCCCUCAGGUUACUGCUUCUGCUCCACGUGGACUAGCUGCCUGACUGGACCCAGCAGGUCACUGCUGCUACUGCUGCCAACUCCUUGGAGCCAGGGGUUUGUGUAGCUGCAGGCCCUUCUGUCCAGAGACUAUAGCCUCCAGCCAUCGGCACUGGCCUGUAGUCUUCUGGGUUAGGACUGAACACAGAGUGCUCCACUCCAGAGGGGGUGGGGGGCCUGGGGGUCAGGCCAGCCUCCUCUUUUCUGGCAUAGGAUACCUCCCUUCUUUCUCCCUUCUUUUAUGCCACAGACUUCUGCUGCCCAGGCCCAGGCCUGCCUGUGGCCACCUCCUCACCCCUUUCCUCCGUGGACCUGCUCAUGUUGCUCUCUGCCCACUUCUCUUCUGACCCUGCAACUGUCUCUCUGAUGUGUGCCUUUUGUUCUUCACAGCGGUCCCUCCGCCCCUGCCUCUGUCCCAGUGCACUGCCCAGCUCCUCCACACUAUCUGGACAAAACUCUCUCCCCUGUUUUCAAUAAAUGCCAGACACUUGGUAAAGAGA